Messenger RNA from Cyprinodon tularosa, 2153 nucleotides. It is a transcript of the gene gpr161b, whose product is annotated as G protein-coupled receptor 161a. The record is from RefSeq and is a predicted model, not a curated record. The transcript has 6 exons. NCBI's taxonomy places the organism in Eukaryota, Metazoa, Chordata, Actinopteri, Cyprinodontiformes, Cyprinodontidae. Gene Ontology annotation, cellular component: recycling endosome; membrane. Gene Ontology annotation, molecular function: G protein-coupled receptor activity. Gene Ontology annotation, biological process: G protein-coupled receptor signaling pathway. Bases 283 to 1857 code for a protein of 524 amino acids.
UGGGAGGAGGAGGAGGAGGAGGAGGAGGAGGAGGACGCCAUUGCAACCACAGCUGGUCGUCCGAGAUAAAUCUGAGGAAGAACAAAACCAUACCAAAGUUUCCCCACAAUCACCGGCUUUGACCCAUUUCUCUCCAUUUCCUCCCGUCUUUCUUCGGGUUGUGAGGAAAUACAAAACCAAGAUGGAUGUUUCGUCUUUGCGUAGAAGAAUGUGGAGCCCCAGCGCCGAACAAAAGCAGACUUCCACAGUAGCCUUCCCCGUCCGGUGGUCCAGUCUCUCACCAUGAACUCCAGUAGGAACUGCACCUCAGCGGGGAAUGGCAACGGUCUGGCAGCGCUGGAGUCGGUGUCCAUAGUGACCAUCACGCUCCUGGCCUGUCUGGGGAACCUGCUGAUCGUGGCCACCCUCUAUCGCAGGCCCUACCUUCUCACGCCUAGCAACAAGUUUGUGUUCAGCCUGACCCUGUCCAACCUGCUGCUGUCCGUGCUGGUGCUGCCGUUUGUGGCUGUGAGCUCGGCCAAAAGGGAAUGGGUUUUCGGGGUGGUGUGGUGCAACUUCACCGCCCUGCUCUACCUGCUCAUCAGCUCAGCCAGCAUGAUGACCCUCGGGGCUAUCGCUAUUGACAGGUACUACGCCGUGCUCUACCCGAUGAUCUACCCUAUGAAGAUAACAGGGAACAGGGCGGCGGUGGUCAUCGUCUACGUGUGGCUACACUCCUUAGUGGGUUGUCUGCCCCCGUUGUUCGGAUGGUCCUCCUUUGAGUUUGACUGUUUAAAGCGGACAUGUGUUGCAUCCUGGUCCAGAGACCCCAGUUACACUGCUUUCUGGGUAAUCUGGUGCAUCCUCCCGCCCUUCUGCAUCAUGUUGGCUUGCUAUGGAUUCAUUUUCCGCGUCGCUCGCAUGAAAGCCAGAAAAAUCCACUGUGGGGCCGUUGUCGUAGCCCAGGAGGACUCAGCGGGGGCUCAGAGAAACGGACGCAAGAACUCAAGCACUUCCACGUCUUCUAAUGGGAGCAGAAGGAGCCUCGUGUACGCAGGGAGUCAGUGCAAGGCCUUUGUCACCAUCCUGGUGGUGAUCGGCACCUUCCUCGUGACUUGGGGACCGUACGUUGGAGUGGUGUGUACAGAGGCUCUGUGGGGGCAGGGCAGUGUCUCUCAGGGGCUGGAGACUCUGGUAGCGUGGCUCUCUUUCUGCAGCGCCGUUUGCCAUCCACUUAUCUACGGCCUGUGGAAUAAAACUGUGAGAAAGGAGCUGCUGGGAAUGUGCUUCGGCGAUCGCUACUACAGAGAGUCUUUCGCCACAAGGCAGCGAACGUCCCGCCUCUUCAGCAUCUCAAACAGGAUCACAGACCUGGGUAUGUCCCCCCACCUGACUGCAAUGCUGGCCGGAGGAGGACACCUGUUAGCCCAAGGAAGCAGCACAGGAGACACCGGCUUCAGCUUUACUCAGGACUCAGGCACAGAUGUGAUGCUGCUGGAGAACUCCUGCACAGAUGGCUCCUCCUGGCCUGCGCACCACGGGAACCCAUCUGGAAGGAGGCGGAGCUCGGUCACCUUCGAAGACCAGGUGGAGCAUUCCAAAGCUGAAAACAUGUCUUCAGUCCAAAUCCAUGCAGAGGUCCAUAAAUCUCUGGACUCCUUCGCCUCCUGCUUGGCGAAGGCCAUCGAGAGCGACGCCAAGCUGGCGCUGUUUGAGCAGAGUCUAGCACCGCAGGGGGGGCUCUUUAUGACGAGGGGGGUGCAGAAACCCAGAUACCUGGACGGUCAGAGACUGAGGCUGGAGAGCAUCGAUGAAGGCAUCGUGAAGGACGACAGAGAGGAGGAGGAGGAAGUGGAUGUGGAGGAAAAGCUCAUCUGAACGCACUGUGCAGUGUUCUCAGCGAUGGGGCUCUGUAGCUGAAGGCAAUUGGAAGAGGCGUAUAGUCAUUCCACCAUGUUGGAUGUUGGUGUCUUGAAAACCUUUUAUAUCAUUUUUGUACUCUAAUAGGAAUUUUGUACUACUGUAACCUUAUAUGAUAGGUUUUUGCUGCAGAUCUUUUGUCAUUAUAUAUUUUUAAAAUACGGCAUUUUGUCUAAGUUAAAAUAAGGAAGAAAAUUUAUAGUUUUUUCAUAUUGCCUGCUUGAAAAAUGCAAAAAGAAUCACCUCGCUUUAGC